UUAUUAACUUUAGUCCGUUGACAAUUUGAUAUUUUCCGUAUACUAUAAUCAUGAGUACAGAGGAGAGUGCCAGUGGUAGCUAUUUCGGAGUAACAGAACAAGAAUUGGAAUUAGCACGAAGUGCCAAAGAAGCCUUUGACAAUCAUAGAUAUGAGAAUUGUCUCUCAGUUUUAAAGAAACUGGUUGAGUUACGUCGGGAAGAUGCUCGCGUCACUCACAAUAAAGCCGUUGCUCAAUACUUGCUCUCAAACUUAACUAAAACUGACGAGUUUAGGAGGACACUGGAGUCGGUGGAGGCUCAGUUUGAACACGAUGCAAAAGGAGGAGGGAGUGAGAGUGUGUCCCCAAUAAGUGUUACCGAGAAAGGUGUACUGCUCUUCAAUAAGGCACUCAUUCAUCAGAGGUUACAUCAGAACUCCAAAGCAAGAGUGAUAUUAGAGCAAUUAUUUAGUGUCUUUGAAGCAUUACCUAAGCAUUUAGGCGUUCAGGUCUGUCUUUUAUUAACGGAGGUGUAUGUGAGUACUUACGAACUAUCAAGAGCUUCGGAUAACAUUGAAAUACUUGAGAGAAGACUCUUUGGUGGGUCCCUUAAUAACGGAGGAGGACGUGGAGAUAAAGAAGGGGAUGGGCGUGGCUCUAAUGACAUGGACAAGCACAAGGCUCAACUCUAUCAGUUUCGUGCGAGGCUCAACCUACUUCACAAAAACAUUAAACAGUGCAAGAAAGAAGUGAAGAGCCUUACGGCAAUAACUGGACCAACUGCAUGUGGUCAGUUUCUUAAAGCUAAUGUUGAGUUUCUCCGAGGCAACUACAUGAAAGCCUUCAAGGUCCUAAGCUCCGCCCCAAAGAACCCGAUAGUCACUGAUGCUGGGGAGUGUCUCAGCUCAUUCCUCUUCAAUGAUAUCGGCUGCAUUCACUUUGAAUUAGGAAAGUACAACCUCUCUGCUCAUUAUUUCAAGAAAGCAAUAGAAGAGAACGAUGCUGCUCUUAACGGCUAUCCGCCACUCGAUCGCUCCACGCCUCUUUCUGGUCGCCCACUCUCAAUGUUGGGCGUUAACUGUCGUCACGUCUUGUUGUAUAAUCUUGGCUUGCAGCAGCUGUAUGGUGGUCACCCCUGGGGUGCAUUUGAAUCACUGCUGGAAGUUGUUCAAGUGUUUCACGGGAACCCUCGUCUAUGGCUAAGACUCGCCGAGGCUUGUAUUGCCGCCCACGCAAAAAGUCAGGAGGAGCAGGUCCAUCAGAUGAGGAACAAGAGCAGUACGGUACAAGUUGUUUUGGGUAGCGGUCCUCAUCGUAAGCUGAUAAUAACUCCAAUGCAGUGGCCUGCUAAGAAGAGCCCGGAUAUUCAGUCAAACAGUGCUGCUAUGCCAGGGCCCACAUUAGAAUUUGCUUCAAUUUGUUUGCAAAAUGCUCUGUUCCUCCUUCCUUCCCUACCUCAGUCAAACGGUGAUGAACCGGAAGAUGAAAGGAUCCUACCCACUGUCAACGCAUUGCCAGGGCCACCAAUCAAAGGACAGAGUAUACUAGAUUUGAAGAGCUGUAUAUUAUCUUGUAAGGCAUAUGUGAGUCUUGGAUUAGGUGAUCCAAUAGUUGCACUAGGAGCUGCUAAACAAUUACUGGAUACUCCUAGACUCCCCGGGGGACUCAGGUAUGUGGCUAAACUGUACCUUGCAGAGAGCUACAUUCAAAUGGGUUCCAUACAAGAAGCACUUCAGCACUUGACGCCAGAUAUAGUCACAGACUUGGAGAUAUCAAGAGUACCUCUUGUUAAUCCUGAAGUUGAGAGGGUUGAGCCUCCAGCCCCACGGCCGACAUCCUCUGGUGUCACUGGUUUCCCUGGUAGCAUAUCUGACGCCAAGGCAACCCUCCUACUCAACCUAUCCUCUGUCUACUGCAUGCAAAAGGAUUAUGAAUUGGCCAAGAAGGCUCUGUAUCAAGCCAUUUCAAUACUUGGUCCUGUGAAGUUGCCUCGACAGGCUAUUCUGCUAUCAGCUUAUGUAGAGAUAAUGACAGGUAACAUGUCAAAGGCCAUACAAGUAAUAAAGACUCACAGACCUCUGGUCCCAACUCGUUCAUUAUGAGAGAAUGAUUGAGUCUCACUGUUAUUAUAGUUUUAUUGAUAAUCAAUGCAGAACUAUUUCGCUUUUGACUGUUAUGAAAAUACUCAUAAAACUCAGUAA
This is a messenger RNA of Amphimedon queenslandica, 2180 nucleotides long. Its product is annotated as CCR4-NOT transcription complex subunit 10-like. The coding region runs from base 51 to 2081 and encodes 676 amino acids. NCBI's taxonomy places the organism in Eukaryota, Metazoa, Porifera, Demospongiae, Haplosclerida, Niphatidae. The transcript is spliced from 15 exons. The record is from RefSeq and is a predicted model, not a curated record. Gene Ontology annotation, molecular function: protein binding. Gene Ontology annotation, cellular component: CCR4-NOT complex. Gene Ontology annotation, biological process: negative regulation of translation; mRNA catabolic process.